This is a messenger RNA of Rhagoletis zephyria (snowberry fruit fly), 1127 nucleotides long. RefSeq lists its product as uncharacterized. The record is from RefSeq and is a predicted model, not a curated record. Gene Ontology annotation, molecular function: oxidoreductase activity. NCBI's taxonomy places the organism in Eukaryota, Metazoa, Arthropoda, Insecta, Diptera, Tephritidae.
AGAUUGUGCUUGAGAAAUAAAGGUGCAUUUAUUUGUUUGGCAUUAGAAAAUUAAACUUUCAAAGCAACAAGCAUGAAAGCAUUAUGGAACUCACAAAUUAGAGACUCACAUGCUGCUCUUCUAAAUUUUAUUUAUCGUUCAGCAACAGUGUUACAUAUAUGCAUUGCGAAUACUCAUAUAUGCAAAAAAUAGAACGAAUGAUCAAUCUCUCAAACCUAUUUAUAGCUUCAUACAAUUGCCGGCACUACUUUAGUUCAUUCUUCGCCGUCAAAUAGAAUACAUAUAUCGAGAUGAGUUUGGUCGGCAAGGUAGUAAUUGUGACUGGAGCAAGUUCAGGUAUAGGUGCUGCCAUAGCAGAAGCCUUUGCCAAGAGUGGAGCCAGAGUAGCGCUCAUCGGACGAAAUGAAACCAAUUUGAAGGCCACUGAAGCGGCUUGCAAAGCAGCCAACAGCAAUGCCGAACUAUUGCUUAUCACAGCUGAUGUAACGGUGGAUGCUGAGCGCAUAAUAAAUGAAACAGUGCAAAAAUUCGGGCAGCUGGAUGUGUUGGUGAACAAUGCUGGCAUACUGGCUUAUGGAAAUAUUUUGGACAUUAGUGUGGAGCAAUUUGACAGCAUUUUAAAUACAAAUUUGCGUGCCGUUUUCCUUUUGACCAAAUUCGCCGCGCCACAUUUGGUAAAAACACAGGGCAACAUCGUUAAUGUAUCCAGUGUCGCAGGUCUGCGUUCUUUCCCAAAUACAUCCGUCUAUUGCACAUCCAAGGCAGCCCUCGAUCAAUUCACUAGGUGCAUUGCCUUGGAUUUGGCACCGAAACAAGUACGCGUGAAUGCUGUGAAUCCAGGUGUAAUUACGACAGAAAUUUUUACACGUAGUGGCAUGUCAGCUGAGGAAUAUGCUGCAUUUUUGCAACAGGGUAAAGAAUCGCAUGCACUGGGCCGUGUUGGAGCUCCAAAAGAAGUGGCUGAUGCUGUUAUUUUCCUAGCUGCCGAUACCGCCAGCUUUAUAACGGGAGCAACUUUACCAAUCGAUGGUGGAAAGCAUGCAAUGUGUCCACGUUAAUGGAGAAUGGAAUGGAUAUAUUUUUUGUUAGAUGCUAUUAUAAAUUGAAGUCCUAAUACGAGUUCAUAC